This is a messenger RNA of Desarmillaria tabescens, 4665 nucleotides long. RefSeq names its product alpha-aminoadipate reductase Lys1p. Gene Ontology annotation, biological process: L-lysine biosynthetic process. Bases 49 to 4320 code for a protein of 1423 amino acids. The transcript has 7 exons. The record is from RefSeq and is a predicted model, not a curated record. NCBI's taxonomy places the organism in Eukaryota, Fungi, Basidiomycota, Agaricomycetes, Agaricales, Physalacriaceae. Gene Ontology annotation, molecular function: phosphopantetheine binding; L-aminoadipate-semialdehyde dehydrogenase [NAD(P)+] activity.
UUCUGCAUUCUACCACUGUUCGAGUCUGAGAUUUCUCUUCCUAGGACCAUGGCGCCAUUGACGAUGGAGGAGCGCCUGGCUCAAAAUAUCGCGAGGCUGCAAAAUAUCCCUUCGAUUUCGUUGCCUACCGACUACCCACGACCUGUAGGAGCCAACAAACUCGUCGAGGCCGCUCACUUGGCAGAGCUCUCCGAACCUGCCUCUCUUUCUCUUAUGAAAUUGGCGCUGUAUGACGAGAAUGGAGAUCCAGAUGAGGAGGACAGUCAGGACACCCAGCGACCGUCAGCGUUCCAUCUCCUAUUGGCUACAUUUAUCGUCCUUUUGCACCGUUACACCGGAGAGACAGAUAUUGUCAUUGGAUCAUCUUCUGCGUCUGCCAAGGAUCCUCUUGUUCUCCGUAUCUCAGUCGAUCCCUUGGAUCCCUUCUGGGCCAUUGUCCGUAGGGUGCAGCAGGUCGAGCAGGAGGCAGAGUCGAUUGCUAUUCCCUUUGAGGCCAUCACCAAUGCCCUGUACAAGAAUCGGGACCCAUUAACAGAGGGCCCCCUCUUCCGAGUUCGUUUUUUCGAUGAAACGGACCAGCCAGUAGAGAAUUUCAUACGAUCUACAAGCUUGACUUCCGAUCUCACAAUCUUCGUGACACGACCACCAGCAUCCUCCCGUGCAUCCAUCGCCCCACGCAUUUCCCUCCGUAUACUCUACAACUCCCUAUUUUUCACCCAUGCUCGUAUCACAACCAUAGUCGACCAAUUAUCGAGCUUCCUCCGUCGGGUAUCGUCUAAUCCAGUCGCACCCAUUGGCGCUAUCCCACUGCUGACCCCUGCUCAACGAGAAAAACUUCCAGAUCCGACCGCUGACCUCAAUUGGUGCGACUGGAAGGGCGCUAUCACCGAUGUAUUCUCCCGAAAUGCCCGUGAAUGGCCGGACCGGCCGUGUGUCAUCCAAAGUCUACCAGCGCUCUCCCUUUCGGAUCCGCAGGAAAAGAUUACUUACUCGUAUGGUGCAAUAAGGCGAGCUUCCAACAUUCUGGCACACCACCUACUCAAAGGGGGCAUCCAGCGAGAAGAGGUCGUUAUGGUAUAUGCUCAUCGCAGUGUGGAUCUAGUGGUGGCCGUAAUGGCUGUGUUGAAAGCAGGAGCGACGUUCUCUGUAAUUGACCCCGCGUAUCCCGCGUCGCGUCAGAUUAUAUACCUCAGGGUCACCCAACCACGCGGUCUAAUCGUCCUCAAAGGAGCAGGCGUCAUUGCUCCAUCCGUGCGCGAAUUCAUCUCUACGGACCUCAAAAUUCGGGUAGAGGUACCUGCACUGGAGAUCAAGCCAGAUGGUACCAUAUUCGGUGGUGUCGGACAAGACAACGUCGAUAUCUUGCACUCCCUAUCCAAUUUGGCCGAAACCGAUCCAAAUGUGGUCCUUGGUCCGGAUAGCAUCGGUACACUGUCGUUCACUAGCGGAAGUACCGGUAUCCCUAAGGGCGUGAGAGGACGUCAUUUCAGUCUGACGCACUUCUUUCCUUGGAUGGGUGAACGGUUUGGUCUCAACGAGAAUUCCAAGUUUACGAUGCUUAGCGGGAUCGCCCAUGAUCCAAUCCAACGCGAUAUGUUUACGCCUCUUUUCUUUGGUGCCCAGUUACAUGUUCCCACGGCCGAUGACAUAGGAACUCCUGGACGAUUGGCAGAAUGGAUGGCUGAAAGCGAGGUGACGAUUACUCAUUUGACGCCAGCUAUGGGUCAGCUGCUCUCAGCACAAGCAACGCGUCAAAUUCCGUCGCUUCGUAACGCUUUCUUCGUUGGUGAUGUCCUCACCAAGCGCGAUUGUCUCCGACUCCAGUCUCUAGCUGCUAACGUCCGCAUCAUCAACAUGUACGGAACGACCGAGACACAACGAGCAGUUUCCUACUUUGCCAUUCCACCCGUGUCCGUCGACCCUACCUUCCUUGCCACUCAGAAGGACAUCAUGCCUGCCGGCGAAGGGAUGAUCGACGUACAGCUCCUGGUUGUGAACAGGAAUGACAAGAACAUCCCUUGCGCCAUCGGUGAAGUAGGUGAAAUCUACGUUCGCUCCGGCGGCUUGGCAGAAAGCUACCUCGAUGCCGACUCUUCAGCGGAAAAGUUCGUCACGAAUUGGUUCUCGGCUUCUGCCCCGCCAAGGAAAGACACAAUCAAGCAACCUCUGAACAAUGCACUCCCAGGGCCCGAGGCUAGGCACUGGAAGGGCAUACGGGAUCGGAUGUAUCGGUCCGGUGAUCUUGGACGAUACAUGCCAGAUGGCAUAGUAGAGUGCACAGGACGCGCUGACGACCAAGUCAAGAUUCGUGGGUUCAGAAUAGAACUUGGAGAGAUUGACACUCAUCUUAGCCAACAUCAUCUCAUUCGAGAGAAUGUCACGCUGGUGAAGCGUAAUAAAGAUGAGGAAAAGAUUCUUGUUAGCUACUUUGUUCCUUUGGGUGGUGAUAAACUCGAUGAGUUCGCGAGCGACAUCACCGACGAUGAAGGCCCCAAAGGACUGGUCCAUGGCAUCAGGAAGUACAGGCGGCUAAUCAAAGAUAUCCGAGAGCACCUCAAAAAGAAGCUGCCUAGCUACAGCAUCCCCACUCUCUUCGUCCCAUUAAAACGCAUGCCCCUCAACCCUAACGGCAAGAUCGACAAACCCGCCCUCCCCUUCCCCGAUACCGCCCAGUCCGCAACCGCCGCACCCGCCACCGGCAAAGCGACAUCAACAGAAGAGAAAAUGCGCGAGCUCUGGUCUAAAAUACUCCCAAACGCACCCCACCCACUACCAUUAGAAGAAAGCUUCUUCGAUCUCGGCGGGCACUCCAUCCUCGCUACGCGUCUCAUCUUCGAGAUCCGCAAAACCUUCGUAGUCGACGCGCCUCUAGGACUGAUCUUCGACGAGCCCACUAUCUCUGGACUCGUCAAAGCCGUUGAGGCACUGCGGAAUGCGGAUUUGGGACUCACGUACAAGGAACCGGCUACCCCCCUGCCCCAGAACGAUUUCCUUCAGAAGAAACCCGUUGCGACUAUCGAGUAUGGCACGGAUUACGACCAGCUGUUACCAAAGCUGCGGGAGACCUACGCGCCGCUUCCUUCAGACUUCGCCACGAAGCCUAUCACAGUCUUCCUCACCGGUGCAACUGGUUUCUUGGGCGCGUUCGUAUUGCGCGAUUUGCUUUUACGGCGUGAGAGGGUGAAAAAAGUCAUUUGCCUUGUCCGGGCGGGCGAUGGCGAAAAAGCCCUGGCGAGGUUGAAGGAAGGGUCAACGGAUCGAGGGGUGUGGGAUGACGAGUGGGUGAAUUCUGGGCGGCUGGAGGUGUUGACUGGUGAUCUAAGCUUGGGCAACUUUGGUUUGGGAGAGGAGUGGGGUAGGGUGGCAGAAGAAGCUGAUGCUAUCCUGCAUAACGGCGCUUUGGUGCAUUGGGUUUACCCAUACGAGAAACUCCGGGCGGCUAACGUUAUUUCCACGUUGACCGCUAUCGAGCUUGCGUCGACGGGGAAGCAGAAGCUCGUCGUCUUCGUGUCCUCCACGUCGGCUAUCGAUACUGAGCACUAUGUCCGCCUUUCGGAGUCACUGACUGAUUCAGAUCAUCAAGGUGUACCCGAGAGUGAUGACCUAGAAGGUGCUCGAGCGUCCCUGAAAACUGGGUAUGGACAGAGCAAGUGGGUAUCCGAGAAGCUUCUUUUUGAAGCUGGGCGAAGAGGUCUGAGGGGACACAUCGUCCGACCUGGAUAUGUAGUUGGUGAUUCUCAGAGUGCCGUUACCAACACCGACGACUUCAUCUGGCGUAUGGUGAAAGGCUGCAUCCAACUCGGACUCGUCCCCGACAUGAACAACACCGUCAACAUGGUCCCGGUAGACCACGUCGCACUAUGCACCUCCCUAGCGACCGUCUCACCUCUCCCCUCCGCCCCCCUCUCAGUCCUACACAUCACCGCCCGCCCGCUCCCCACAUUCAACGGCAUGCUCUCCUCCCUCACCCAGUACGGCUUCCCCACCGAACAGGUCGAGUACCUCGUCUGGCGGCGGAAGCUCGAGCAGCACGUCAUGGAGGUGCAGGAUAACGCGUUGUACCCUCUCCUGCACUUCGUGUUGGAUGACUUGCCUACGAGUACGAAGGCGCCGGAUUUGGAUGAUGCGAAUGCGAGGAGUGUGUUGGGGCGUUAUACGGAGAGGGUGAAUAUGACAGUGAAUGAGGAGUUGAUGGGGAGGUACCUGGCAUGGUUGGUUAGAGCGGGCUUUUUGCCUGCUCCGACGAUUGAGAAUCCUGCUAAGGCGCUACCAAUAUUGGCGGGAGGUGUUGUAAAAGCUGCUGGGAGGAGUGGCGCAUGAAUUGUUCCUGCCAUUUGUUGUAUAUUUCAAAAAUCCAAAAGUGUAAUAAUAGAGUAAGGCUAGAGGCCUGAUUUCUUCAUUAUUGAGGUCGAUAAUCAGACUCUGGAUAUGAUAUCGUCAACUAUCUUGGUGGGUAGUGUGAGACUCUCCAUGGCAGGAAUUCAUAAUCAGUGUACACAUCAGCGUAUGAGAAGCAAGGAAAAGGGGGAAAUCAUUACGAAAGUGAAGGCAUGCUUCUGUAUGCACGUGUAAACUUCACCAAUAUUUAUAUUCCCUGCUUCGCAUGCUUAGCCAGAAAGUUGUAGUGGUACUUAACGCUGCAAAGAGUCUGCGACGAUGUGGUGG